This is a messenger RNA of Thermochaetoides thermophila DSM 1495, 1632 nucleotides long. Its product is annotated as inosine-5'-monophosphate dehydrogenase-like protein. Bases 1 to 1632 code for a protein of 543 amino acids. Gene Ontology annotation, cellular component: cytoplasm. NCBI's taxonomy places the organism in Eukaryota, Fungi, Ascomycota, Sordariomycetes, Sordariales, Chaetomiaceae. Gene Ontology annotation, biological process: GTP biosynthetic process. Gene Ontology annotation, molecular function: IMP dehydrogenase activity. The record is from RefSeq and is a predicted model, not a curated record. The transcript has 3 exons.
AUGGCCACCGCGAAGGGUUUCCUCAACCCCCACAAUGACCCUGAGAUCCUCGACUACCGGAAGGCGGAAGAGUAUCUCAAGGAGUACGAGACCCGUGAUGGCCUCAGCGUCUACGAGCUGAUGGACACCCGGAAGCACGGCGGUCUCACCUACAAUGACUUCCUCCUGCUUCCCGGCUACAUUGGCUUCCCCGCCUCGGCGGUCACUCUAGACUCGCCCAUCACCAAGAAGAUCACCCUGAAGACGCCGUUCGUCUCGUCGCCCAUGGACACCGUCACGGAGCACGAGAUGGCCAUUCACAUGGCUCUUCAGGGCGGUCUGGGCGUCAUCCAUCACAACUGCACGCCCGAGGCCCAGGCCGACAUGGUCAGGAAGGUGAAGCGCUAUGAGAACGGCUUCAUCCUCGACCCUGUCGUCAUCUCGCCCACCACUACUGUUGGUGAGACUAAGGCGCUGAAGGAGAAGUGGGGCUUUGGUGGCUUCCCUGUGACAGAGACCGGCAAGCUUGGCUCCAAGCUCCUGGGCAUUGUCACCAACCGGGAUAUCCAGUUCGAGGAAGAUCUUGACAAGCCGGUCAGCGAGGUCAUGGUCACUGACCUGAUCACUGCCCCUGCCGGCGUCACUCUCAAGGAGGCCAACAAAAUCCUGGCUCAGUCCAAGAAGGGCAAGCUGCCUAUCGUCGAUGCUGAGGGAAACCUCGUCUCGAUGAUCUCGCGCUCCGAUUUGACCAAGAACCUCCACUUCCCCCUGGCUUCUAAGAAGCCCGACUCCAAGCAGCUCCUCUGCGCUGCCGCCAUUGGCACUCGUCCCGCCGAUAAGGACCGCCUUGCUCUCCUCGUUGAGGCUGGUCUCGAUAUCGUCGUCCUGGACAGCAGUCAGGGCAACAGCAUCUACCAGAUCGAGAUGAUCAAGUGGAUCAAGGAGACAUACCCCCACCUCGAGGUCAUCGGCGGUAACGUCGUUACCCGGGAACAGGCAGCCGCCCUCAUUGCCGCCGGUGUCGAUGGUCUCCGCAUCGGCAUGGGCAGCGGUAGCGCCUGCAUUACCCAGGAGGUUAUGGCUGUUGGCCGUCCCCAGGCCACCGCCGUCUUCCAGGUCAGCACUUUUGCCGCCCGCUUCGGCGUCCCCUGCAUCGCCGAUGGUGGUAUCCAGAACGUUGGCCACAUCGUCAAGGGUCUCGCCCUCGGCGCCUCGACCGUCAUGAUGGGCGGUCUCCUGGCCGGUACCACCGAGUCUCCCGGUACUUCGUUCGUGUCCCGCGAGGGUAAGCUCGUUAAGGCCUACCGUGGCAUGGGCAGUAUCGACGCCAUGCAGGACAAGAAGGCCGCCGGCGGCGGCAAGGAUGCUCAGAAGAGCAACGCUGGCACUGCUCGCUAUUUCUCCGAGGGUGACAGCGUCCUCGUUGCCCAGGGUGUCUCUGGCGCUGUUGCGCACAGGGGCUCCGUCACCAAGUUCGUCCCUUACCUCAUUGCCGGCCUCAAGCACUCCAUGCAGGACUGCGGCAUCACCAGCCUCACCGAGCUUCACCAGAAGGUUGCCGACGGUACUGUGCGGUUUGAGCUCCGCACUGCCAGUGCGCAGCUGGAGGGUGGUGUCAAUAUGGAGUCGUAUGAGAAGAAGCUCUAUGCUUGA